UCCACACAAUAUAUAGGCCUAUAUAUCAUUAUAUUAUAUGUCACGAGGAAGAACGUCGGAAAAUAUUGUCUUAGGCGAGUAAGACUAACUGGAACAAUUACAUAAAUCCCCGUCUGUGAAGCAGCAAACCAUUGUCGGAUUCUGUUUUUCUCUGCAGAUAAGGCAGCUGUAUCUGGUUGAGCAUACAGUUUCCUAUGUUAACACACUUGUAUGCAGCGAUGUCCAGCCCUGUCAAUCCUCUGGUCAUCUCUUUGAUUAUACUGGUGGGACCUACCGUUUGUGAUGGCAAGCUCAACGGAAGACCAGUCAUUGGUGUAUUGGCUCAAAGCUGUGAUCCCAUUGAUCGUGACUAUGGUGACACAUACAUCCCUAGUACCUACGUGAAGUGGCUGGAGUCCGGGGGCGCAAUGGUAGUGCCCAUUAGAGUAAAGGAGAAUGACCUGUACUAUGAGACUAUCUUCAAAAGUAUUAAUGGUGUGGUGUUUCCUGGUGGAGGCGUCAACAUUCUGACAUCCUACUUUGCCAAAGCAGCCAAACUUCUAUACAAUAUGGCUCUGAAGGCUAAUGACAAAGGAGAUUACUUCCCCUUGUGGGGUACCUGUCAGGGAUUCCAGCAGCUGACUGUUCUUACAUCAGGUCAAGACCUCCUAAGCCACCUUCAUGCUCAGAGAAUGAUGCCCCUCAACCUCACAUCAGGUUUUGGACAAAGUCGUUUGUUUGCAGACUUACCAACAGACAUACUGACUUCCCUGACCUUGUUUAAUGUAACAGCCAAUCACCAUAACUGGGGACUGUCUCCCAAGACUUUCAGCCAGAACCAAGCCCUGCAGUCCUUUUAUAGAGCCUUGUCGACCAAUGUGGCUGAUAAUGGCAAGGACUUCAUAUCCACAUUUGAAGCCAUAAAAUAUCCUAUCUAUGGAGUCCAGUGGCACCCAGAGAAGGUCCCCUAUGACUGGGAUCUAAAUGAUGCACUGUCCCAUACCAAGAGAGGUGUGAAAGUCACACAAUAUUUUGCUGACUUCUUUGUUGAAGAAUGUAGGAAGAGUGACCACCAAUUCCCUGACAUUAACACUCAGUUAUCCACUGUCAUCAGCAACUACCACCCUCACUUCUCCAGGGACCAACGUUUCAAGGAACACUACUACUUCAACUUCACCCACCCUACUGUGUGACCUGUUUUUUCCCCCCAACCUAAAAUGCUUAAUUAACAAUGAGUUUAUAUUCUCAUCUACAUGUUCAUGUAUUUACAGAUUUGGUAAGUACUGAACUGUGGAUGAUACAUGAUGUCAUCUUUACAUGGAACACUUAGAGAAUGCUGUUUAAACUAUUACAAUGUAUUCACUUUUUUUCAUGGCCAUAGCCUGGGCGUUUGCUUUAAAUUUUUAUCAUCCAUAUAUCUACUGUUAUAGUAUGAAAAUUAAGACACUGAUUCUUCCAAGGUCUGAGAAAGAGGGCAAAUUGAAAGUGAGGUCCAGAGGGGAAGUCCUGUAAAAGCUGCAAUAUUUUAAGCAGUGACAAAGCUUUCUCCCACCAGGUUACAGCCAUGUUUGUUUUAAUUUUAACUCAAUCUCGAAACAUUUGAAUUGUUUAUUGGAUCUGUUAAAUUGUUGAGAUUUUUUCUAAACAAAUAUUUUAAUAUGUACUUGUUGUUUACAAUUUACAUAAUCCUAACCAAUAUUCUAGCAAUAUAUAAUACUGAUCUCAGUAUGAGUAUUAAAAUUACAGUUCAAAAUACAUUUAUACGUGAAUGAACAUAUUACAUCUAGUUCUUAUUGAUUGUCUAAAUAUGAAAAUAUACAUUCCAUGAAAGUUGUGAUGGUAAUGCAUUUAAAUGGUCCAACAUGGGAUAGAUAAACCAUUCGACUAAUUUAUCACUAACAUUUAACUAGUCAAAUAUUGAAUAGAUGAAACAUUCAACUAAUUUAUCAAUGACAUUUAAUUGAUCAAACAUUGGAUAGAUAUUUUACGCCUAAUAGUAUGAAGUGUGCCUAUAGAUCUCAUGGUUUGUUUACAGGUUUUAUUUCCUCAUUUAGAUAUUGUAAUUUGCUCUAGUCUAUAGUGAUACAAUUUGUUAUAUAUGUUAAUUUUGUUUCUUCCAUUUUAUAAACAAAACAAAUACAGAUCAAAACGUUGUACCCUUAAACAAUAUCAUUAAUUGUUUGCAAGUCUAAAUAUGAUAAAAAGCUGCAGGACUGCCUUGCUACCUUCCAUUUGUUGGUUACAAUAAGUAGUUAUAUUAAUUUAGAUUUUUCAUGACUUUUAGAUAAACGUCUAAUAUUCUCAUUUUCUUCUCUAUUUUCUGUUUUUACACUUGUAAGCUGAGUAUGAAAUCGUUUUUUCUCGUAUUUUGAUACGUAUAUUUUCAUAAAACUGAUAGCCAUCGAUUUUAAAUUGCAUUUCUUAAUCUGAUGUACGGUAUUACUAAUAAAGUGUUGAUGUGUAUGUUGAUAAAUCAUCUCCGAUGACCUGAGACAAAGUCUCUUGUGACCAAUUGGGAUCACCCUUUGUCUGUCGUCGUCCAUUAGUAAACAACUCACUUUUUCGACUUCUCCUCAAAAAACUGAUUUCAGAUUUCAAUAAAAAAUUCAGGAAAUUUUUAUGGCCAAUGAUAAACCAAUAUUUUAGAUUAUAUGGAUCCCAUCUCUCAGGGGCUAGCAGAGAAAAGUGUCAAACUGGAUUAAAAUUACAUCAAUCUUAGACUUAAUUAAGACCCUAAUUUGCCAGAAUCACAAUACAAUGUAGUAGAUUUCAUUACCCAAGAAUCAUCCAUUUCCCCCUAGGGUGGUUUUAAUGCUACGUGAACUUAGACAGAGAAAUAACAUUUAAAGGUCAACUUUGUUCAUUUUCAGUGGGAAAUGAUUCAAACUUGGUUGGAGGAUUAUCAUGUCAUUUCAGUAUCAUGGUAUGACAAUUAAGACUCUGACCCAAAGGAAUUGGGGAUCGGGCUAAAACAGGUCAUAUUGGUUAAAAUUUCAAGAGUCUUCUUCUGACACAGAUUCACCAGAAUCUAACGCUCCUUAUAAAACAAAAUUGUCCUCAAUUGCUUUAUCCAUAUUGUGAAUAUUUUCCCCCAUGUGUACAUCAUUUACACCAGGAGAGUGGGUAAACUUUACUAUACAAUGAAGUUAAUAUUUCGAAAUGACCUAUUUUAAAUUUUCAGUAGAAGUAAUUUAGUUUUGCUUUUAAUUAUAAUCAUCCAUAUAACUGCAGUUAUAGCAUAAACAUUAAGACCCUGAUUCUCCCGGGGCGGAGAGAGAGGGCUCAAAUGAGUCAAAUUGGGUCCAAAACCAACAACCAUGUUUUUCAGACUAAGAUAUGCAAGACUCAAAUAAGCUCCAGGAAUGGAAAUAUCCUAAGGUGUGUUAUAUACGGUAAAGGUCGAUUUGAUUACCCCGGGGUCAUUUAUUCUACCGCAGAAGGGGUAAAGUUAACUGAAAUUUAUAUUUUUGCCUAUUGUAAGUAGGGAAUAAUUCAAACUUUAUUCAAAUUAUUGUCAUGGGAUGGCAGUUUGAAGGUAUGAAAAUUAAGAUUUCCAACAAAAAGAGAGGAAAUAGGUUGAACAAAGACAAGGGAGCUUAAGGCUUAGGGCUAUUGUGUUUCUAAAGUAAUCAACAUUGUUUAACUGGUAUGUUGAAAAGUGGAGAAGAUAUUGUCUUACUAUAUAUGUUUGUAUGUAACUCUCCAAAACCAUUUUGUCCACAAAUCCACAGCUUAAAAGACAUCUUUGCUUUAUAUGUACUCUCUUUCUUUGUCACACCACAAAAGCAUACAUAACAAUUGUUUUACAACUCACGUGACCUAUAAGGACCAUGGGUCUCUUGUUUGAUAUCUAAAAUACGUUUAUUUAUAACUAGGUUAUAUUAUUUAUUGUGGCACAAGGAAUUCUUUUUCAGGUUUCAAUUAUAUUAUUUAAUUGGCAAUAGAUGUUUCAUGAUUUUAGCGAAUAAAUUUCCAGGUCAUUAAAAUGAGAGUAACUGUAGGAAACACCAGUCGUUUAAUUUCAGUAUGAACAUGUAGUUACUGAUAUAUGCACGGAGAGCAAGACAGGAAUCGUGAACACUUUGAAGUCUAAUAUUUGUUAAUAUUAUCUUACUCUCUUAAUUCUCGAGCUAAACGAGUUAAUAUGCUUUUGCCUGAUGAAAAAAAUUAAUAAUGUAUAAAGAUUUUUUGUUUUUGUACAUGAAUAUUUAUGUCGCCAAAUGUCUUUCACUACGUGUGCGUUGAUAAUGAGAAUGUCAGUGUGUGUAAUUUAUUAUUCCAUGCGUCUUGCACAUGUGUUCUGAAGGUACUUUUAUUGCAUUGCGUGAUUGACUUAUGUGUCUAUAGAUGUUUGCUUUUCAGUUUGGCUGCAAACAUUUGAUCAAGUGCACGUAAAUGAUAAAAAAACCCACUUCGUAUACCUCCUCCAUACAACUACAACUGACAUCCCUCAACAACAAAACCAGGGCAAACAGCUUUUCACAACAAAACCAGGGCAAACAGCUUUUCACAACAAACCCAGGGCAAACAGCUUUUCACAACAAAACCACAGAUGAUAUCCGCCCCCCCCCCCCCC
Molecule: messenger RNA, 4555 nt
Organism: Mizuhopecten yessoensis (Yesso scallop)
Lineage: Eukaryota; Metazoa; Mollusca; Bivalvia; Pectinida; Pectinidae
Product: gamma-glutamyl hydrolase-like
Exons: 10
Coding region: 195-1172 (325 amino acids)
Biological process (GO): tetrahydrofolylpolyglutamate metabolic process
Cellular component (GO): vacuole
Molecular function (GO): gamma-glutamyl-peptidase activity
Source: RefSeq, a predicted model, not a curated record